ACUGGGCAUUCGAGUUUAGCACUUACUCUCUGACGGUGAAAUGUGUUGACCGUAUCGAUCGAUGUCGUAUUAUUCACAAAUACGGAAAUAAGCGCGUACAAAGUGUUGAAAUCACGCGCAUGAAAGUAGAUACAUCUUUGUAAGGCUUUUAUGAGAGCACAUAAUACAAGCUUUCAUUCCACCGAAAUCCCAAGCAUCCUUCGAUGAUACUAUCUCAAUAAUGGGCAGUUGUGUUACUCGUAGUAAACAAAUUGAACCUAUCUCAACCAGCAGUCGAGAGAGAUGGAAAAACGAAGCGAAGAUUGAGCAAGUUUACAGCAGAGUUACCGAUGGAGGUCUUGACAAACGCGCCGUUUAUGUUAAUCAGUUCAUCAAAGAGCGAUAUGAAAUAUUCACUUCCAUCGGUAAAGGAGAGUUUGGUCAUGUCGUUAGAGCUCAGGACAAACACAACAAAAUGCCUUACGCAAUUAAAGUGAUUGAACUGACGCCAGACAUUCGCGCUAAAUCAAAAGUCGAGUUGCAAAUCCUGAGGAAAGUCAACCAUAAGUAUGUCAUUCGUUUGUACGAAGUUUACGCAACAACACGCCGGCUUUAUCUUGUAAUGGAUUUGGCUACUGGUGGAGAGCUUAUGGACAGGAUUUCCCUGUUGGGAAACUUCAAUGAACGCGAUGCAUCACAUGUUCUGUACAUGAUCCUCGAUGGUCUACGCUACCUGCACUCCAAUGGUAUCACCCAUCGAGAUCUCAAACCACAAAACAUCCUUUACUAUCAUCCUGGAAGCAAUUCGAGGAUUAUUAUUACGGAUUUUGGUCUUUCUGCCAUGAGUGACUCGUCUCAAAAUCCUGCAAAUUACCUCAUGAAGACGGACUGUGGUACUGUGGAGUACAUGGCACCAGAAGUCAUCACUCGCGCGCAUUACACCAAUGCAGUUGAUAUGUGGUCAAUGGGUGUGAUUGCAUACAUCGUACUGAGCGGCCGCCUGCCUUUCCCGCUCAAUGGAAACAUUCUGUCCACAUUGCGAAUGAUUUGCUUUUGCAAGUACUCUUUUGAAGAGGAGCCGUGGAAUGCGGUUUCCGACGAGGCAAAGACCUUCAUUAGAUCGUUGCUUGUUGUUGAGCCCGCGAAGCGUUUGACCGCUGCUCAAGCUCUUAAACAUCGCUGGAUAAGACGGAAGACUCACAAUAAACAAAACCUACAGAAAUCCAUCAGCUCCAAUUGGAACGAUUCUAGAACUUCGCUAAAAAAUGAAAAGGGCUUAAAAUGCCAAGCUCGGGAAAUCUUACAAAAGUCGAAGCCCAGAACAAGCCAUAGGUCAAGCACAAACACAGCAAGAUUGCACAGAAAGCCUUUGGACUCGAUAAGCUGGGCAAGAAGUCCAGAAGGACACACCAAAGAUCGUAAAAGCAAAGUUAGGAGUCACGUGUCGAGAAAGGGAUCGAACAAAAAACACCAAGAGAAGAAAAUAAGAAGAAGUACAAGAACUUCAAGGAGUAAGAUAAGUAAUGUAAGGUACACCAAGGGAUUUAAAUUGUUAAAAGAAGCGGGAAAAGGGAUAGCGAGAAACUGA
Messenger RNA from Xenia sp. Carnegie-2017, 1567 nucleotides. RefSeq names its product serine/threonine-protein kinase H1-like. NCBI's taxonomy places the organism in Eukaryota, Metazoa, Cnidaria, Anthozoa, Malacalcyonacea, Xeniidae. The transcript has 2 exons. The record is from RefSeq and is a predicted model, not a curated record. Gene Ontology annotation, molecular function: protein kinase activity; ATP binding. Gene Ontology annotation, biological process: protein phosphorylation. The coding region runs from base 221 to 1567 and encodes 448 amino acids.